AUGAAACACAAGUUUCAAAGGAAUAGGCUCCCCAAAGAGGCACGCUCGCCUCGCUUCACCGGUGUAGGGGCGCCGACGGGGCGGCGGUUUUGUUUGGCUGCUGAUGGGAUGAAGACUUUGGUGGUUUGUUCGUUCUUAGUUUUGUUUACUUUCAAACGUCUCAGCUAUAGAGGCGUGGUAGGGCCUGCAACUGGGUGUCUGUCCGCUGCAGAGAAAAUGAACAUCGCCACCGACGAAUUCGGGAACCCCUUCAUAAUCCUGCGGGAGCAGGAGGAGAAGAAACGUCUGAAGGGGAUCGAAGCUCACAAGGCAAGGUUUAGGGCGAACAUAACGGCUGCCAAGGCGGUAGCUGAUUCUCUGCGUUCUUCUUUGGGUCCCAAGGGAAUGGACAAGAUUAUUGUUGGUCCUGAUGGUGACAUUACUGUUACGAACGACGGCGCAACCAUCCUCGAUAGGAUGCAGAUAGAGCAUCAAUGCGCCAAGCUGUUAGUGGAUUUGUCAAGGUCUCAAGAUGCAGAAAUCGGCGAUGGAACGACAGGCGUCGUCAUCCUGGCAGGGAAUUUGCUUGCGGAGGCGCUGCGCCUGAUUGACAAGGGGCUUCACCCUCUGCGUGUUGCGGACGGUUUUGAGGCUGCUGCUCAAAUUGCCGUGCAGUGUUUAGAACAAGCUGCGAUAGAAAAAGAUGUCUUGGGUGCAGAUCAGGAACUCCUGCGUCAGACGGCGAAGACGGCUCUGGGCUCCAAAGUGGUGAGCAGCUGCAAAGAGAAGCUGGCGGACCUCUGCGUGCAGGCGGUGCUGGCGGUUGCGGAUAAGGAGAGGAAGGACGUGAAUUUAGACAUGAUUAAGCUAGACGGCCGCGCGGGUGGUUUGUUGGAGCAGUCAACGUUGGUGCGGGGUAUCGUGUUGCACAAGGAUUUGAGUCAUUCUCAGAUGCGGAAGGAGACAAGAGAUGCAAAGAUUGCGAUAUUGACGUGCCCGUUUGAGCCCCCCAAACCCAAGACGAAGCACAAGCUUGACAUCACCAAUGCAGCGGACUACAAGAAGCUCCAGGCUGCAGAGCAGAAUUACUUCAAAGAGAUGAUUGACCAAGUUAAGAAGGCCGGCGCAAACUUUGUGGUGUGUCAGUGGGGCUUUGACGACGAGGCGAACCACUUGUUGUUGGAUGCGGAUAUUCCUGCGGUGCGUUGGGUCGGAGGAGUGGAGAUUGAAAUGCUGGCGAUUGCGACACAAGGCAGAAUUGUUCCUAGGGCUCAAGAACUCAGCGAAAGCAAACUUGGGAGAGCUGGCUGUAUUCAAGAACUCCCCUCCGGUACAAUGGGAGAUAAAAUGAUCGUCAUUCAAGGCUGCAGCAACUCGCGUGCGGUGACGCUGGUGCUGUACGGAGGCACGCAGAUGCUGGUGGCUGAGGCGGAGCGUUCAGUGCACGACGCGUUAUGCGUUGUGAGUGCGUUGGUGAGGGACGGUCGAGUAGUGGCUGGGGGAGGAGCAGCAGAGAUUGCUGCAGCAAGGGCGGUAGAGAGCCAAGCAGACACGGUAUCUUCUGUAGGGCAGUAUGCUGCUCGCGCUUUCUCUGAUGCACUCCUCGGGCUCGCAGAGGCCCUUGCAGCCAACUCGGGACUCAGUCCUAUUCAUGAAGUGCAGCGCGUCAAGGCGAUGCAGCAGCAAAGCAACUGCCCCUACUACGGCAUCGACUGCAUGCAAACUGGAACGAACGACAUGAGGGAACAGCAAGUGUGGGAGCCUUUUGCUUCAAAGAAGCAGCAGAUUCUCCUCGCCACCCAGGUUGUCAAGAUGAUUCUCAAGAUUGAUGAUGUUAUUUCUCCCAACGACGAAUAA
Eimeria acervulina is the source of this 1836-nucleotide messenger RNA. Its product is annotated as TCP-1/cpn60 family chaperonin, putative. Gene Ontology annotation, molecular function: ATP hydrolysis activity; ATP-dependent protein folding chaperone; ATP binding. The record is from RefSeq and is a predicted model, not a curated record. Gene Ontology annotation, biological process: protein folding. Gene Ontology annotation, cellular component: chaperonin-containing T-complex. Lineage: Eukaryota; Apicomplexa; Conoidasida; Eucoccidiorida; Eimeriidae. The transcript is spliced from 13 exons. The coding region runs from base 1 to 1836 and encodes 611 amino acids.